AUGUAUGAUACGGGCUAUGACCGAGAUGAAGUUGAAAAUAAAUUGGUUAUCAAAAUUGAUCAAGAUGAUCGAGCCCCAAAGUUUUCUGUUGUAGACGAUAUUUCAGAAGUAUAUGGUUUAGCCGGGAUUCAUGAAUGUAUUAAUGGUCAAAAGCCUUUAAGAGCCGUGAUUGAUAUAGAUGUUUCGCAGGAAGAUAUGAAAACAACUGGUGUUAAGGCGCAAGAAGUAUUCAUUCGAAUCUGCCUAUUUUUCAUAAAAGCCUUGUAUCGAAUUCUUGACUGUAGUUGGGAAAACAUUCUCAAUGGGUUAGUUAUUGCUACAUCUUCAGAUUCUAGCAAGUGUAGCUACCAUAUUUUAUACGCACCGGCUCUCCUUAUCGAUCAUCAUGAACUCAAAGCAUUCUUAGAAUUAGUAUAUAGCUUAACUGGAGAAAAAUUCGGCAAGUUCAUUGAUCGGAAAUUGCCUGGUCACAACUUCAACCUUCGUCUAAUCAGAUCAGCAAAAAAAGGUCAUGUAAAAUGUAUUCUUCAAUUCUCACUAGAUAAUGGGUGGAAUGCGUUCUAUCACGCUAAAGUUCAACCACCUACUAGCUUAAGGCUUGAAGUAAGACCUCAAAUGCUUAGUACAGAAAAAAAUAAUAAUCCGCUAAGGAUAAUCGUGGGUCAGGAUGUAUUACAAAAAUGCGCGGACCUAGUUUUGCAAAAGUAUUCUAACUAUCUUAGGGAUUGGACUAUUGAAGAAAAAGAUUCAGAAAACUUCAUAUAUUUUAACCGGAAAGCUUUACUAGAAUGUUCACAAUGUAAACGUAUACAUGACAAGGAUCAGAAGUGGUUCGGUCGUGUAUGCGCUAGUAGUAGUAAAUUCAUCGUAAAAUAUUUUCGGCAAAAUAGUGAUGAGCGCGGGGAAGUUUUUGAAUGCGACCCAUUUAUUGCAGAAAAAAUUCAGCAAGAAAAUAAAAAUCCUCCACACCCCUCUCACAAAGUAAAAGGUCCAGGUUUCCCUAAAGCCUUCAUAAAAAUGCCAUCUUGA
Molecule: messenger RNA, 1029 nt
Organism: Rhizophagus irregularis DAOM 181602=DAOM 197198
Lineage: Eukaryota; Fungi; Glomeromycota; Glomeromycetes; Glomerales; Glomeraceae
Source: RefSeq, a predicted model, not a curated record